CUGCCAUGAUGUUAUUUCAUCUCAGUAAAACAUUUACGGCUCCCAUUGUCUAUAAAAACUAAGUUCCGUCGGAGGCGCAUCCUUUAAUCGCAGAGUUAAAGUGCCAAAGAGUGCGAAUGAGGAGAGAGAGAAAGGUAGAGGUGCGCAUAAAGAGGGAGGUGCAGGGUUUUCAAAAGGAUGGGAGGGUUUCUGUUGAAUCCUGAUGGUCCUCUGGCAGAUUGACCACCGCAAAAUUGAUUCGCUCUUCCAGUAUAAACAGAGAGCAACAGGAACAAAAGAGGCUUAAGACCGAAAAGCUAGCAUUUCACUUUGAGAUUAACAGAGCGGCAGAUUGAACAAGACUGAGAGAUAAACACAAGUGGACUUACAAAGAGGAAGUUCAUGUCUAAGAGAGUGAAUGGCUCAUGGAUGGGGUCUGUCCCGUCCUCCGUGCCUCAUGCCUUCCGCUCACAACUCUCUCCAUCUGCUGACCUCAGCAUAGCCAUCUUCCUCAUCAUCACAGGUCAGUGGAUUGAAAGAAGGCAUGCCUCUCAGUCUGUCGCUCUAGUGUGGAUCUAUACAUUGUUCUGGGCCUCACUUCCGGCAUUUGGGUUUGGUAGUUAUGGCCCGGAACCGUUUGGAACCAGCUGCACCAUAAACUGGUGGAGGAUGAAGUCUUCACUCAAUGAUAGAGUCUAUAUUUUCCUGAUCCUGUCGCUCUGCUUCGGAGUUCCCACCCUCACUAUCAUCGCUUCAUACCUUGCUAUCCUCAUCAGGGUGUAUCGGUCUGGCCGCUUGUUGGCUUCAAUCCCUUCAUCAAAUGUCACUCACAGCAGUAAAGAUCUUCGGCUGACAAAGAUAGCAGCAGUGGUGUGUUCCUCAUUUCUGAUCGCCUGGACUCCCUAUGCGAUUGUUUCACUGUACUCGGCUUUGACUGCCAGAGAAGAGCACCUCAUGGAAGCUGGAGGUACGGCUGUCCCGGGAGGAAUAUCAGGAACAGCCGUCGGCCAUGACGGAGGGAUCUCUGACGUCUUCGGGUUUCCCUUCCUCGUUAACUGGACCUCUUCUGAAAACUUCGGAGAUGCUUUUGGUACCUGGAGGAACAUGACUUCAGAUCAUUCCCAUUCAGUAGGGCAUCAUGGAUCCAGUUCAGCUGUGGAUUCUGCACAUGGAGGAAUGGGGGAACACCGGCCACAUCUUGUGUCCAUCCUGAAGCCAGAGGUCACGCUCAUCCCUGCUAUGUUUGCCAAAUCCCACUGCAUGAUAAACCCCUUCAUCUACCAGAUCAUGAACCGCGACUUCAGGGAGGACGUCUAUGAUCUCCUGUGCUUGAGAGGAAAAGAUGGAGAGAGAAGGAGAGCAAGGAGCACAGAUGGAAGUGAUUCUGAAGGUCAUCGUGGAAGCAUCACUCUCUCUUACAUUCACAGCUGGAGAAGAAGAAGUACACCUACAAGCCAGCCAUCUGAGCGUGUGAAAAAAGAUUCCUCUCGGAAGAGUAGAGGGAAGAGAGGGUCCUGUCAGGACAAUGCAUCAGUCGGGUGGGCAUCCUUGGACACUACAAACUUAGAUACGCAGGUCAACUUAGAAAGAGAGAGAGGGACCCAGGUGGAAGGAGAGAUGAAAAAUGAUUUAGAGAAUCCACCUCUAGCAGCUUGUUGAUUAGGCAAGGAGUGAUGCCAGGAUAUAUCUAAGACGUAAACAGUAGUUCUUAAUGCAGUUAGUUAGCUCAAAGUAUAUGUUUAGUUAAAAUAUAGUUUUUUUUAAAUAACAAUUUUACACACUAAUGCACUCAUGCAGUUUCACAUUGGUUCUUUGACACAUGAAGCUCUAGUAAUUUUCAUAUUUUGUCCUUUGUUUGAUAUUGAAUCCAAUGUAUUUAUUUAUUUAUAGAUCUUUUGUGAAAACAAAUGUUUUAUGUAUUUACAUAUUGUAUUUAAGUUUUUAUAUUGGCUUGUUAGAGAGCACUAUCCAAUCCAAAGUAUUGCAAAAUACUAUUUUUGAAUAAAUGUGAAAUGUAAAUAAAAUGUACAACAAUGAAAAGACAAUGAUAUGUUUAUU
Pimephales promelas (fathead minnow) is the source of this 2037-nucleotide messenger RNA. The record is from RefSeq and is a predicted model, not a curated record. NCBI's taxonomy places the organism in Eukaryota, Metazoa, Chordata, Actinopteri, Cypriniformes, Leuciscidae.